GCCUGGCAGCGAGUAGAAGGUGUUGAGCAUGUACCCGCAUCAAGAAUCUUGCCAUGGUCGUGGAAAGUAACACAGCCAACACCUCAACCACCGUGGCGAGUUGCUUGUUUCGCGUAGACGCGCUUGAGCGAAACUGAAACAUGCAAGUGGCGAACGUAUUGACUAUGAACCUUUACAACCAUGGCCUUGGUCUGAUGCUCAGUAUCUCAUUCAUUCAGACCCACGAAGGACAGGAUCCCAACGACCUGGUGGAUAAAACAUGCAACACCUCGCAUGAGGUCGUAUUGAGCUUGCCGGCUGCAAGCAGCCGCUAUAGCUGCUCCGCGUGCGCGCAUCUGCACCCCCCCUUUGGCGUGAUGUCUGGAGAUGCAUCUCCGUCACGUCUCCACUAACAGGGAAUCAACAUCAUGACGAGCCUUGGAAAUGAUGGAAUAUUCGUGGCAGAGCUCGAAGAGGCAACCUCUGAGCUAUUAGACCUGGCACUGCCAUCACCCCGAGGAACGCCAUCGCAAAGCGGUAAGGCAAGGAUCCCGACAGGUUAUACCAUCGAUCGCUUGAUCACCCCAUCGCCUCUGCGACUUACUUCGCCGGCUCCGAUCUAUUCUGCGGGCUCCAAGCUCGUUCCGAUUCGCUCGUUCGAAGAUGAGAAGGAAAAUGAGGCCGGACCGUCAAAAGCUUGGUCCCCUCGCACCAUGAAGAAAGUCCAUACUCAGUCUCGUGGAGACGGUGGCACUUCACCUGAGCAACGCGCAAAGGCAAAGAUCACCAUCAGCUCCUCCAAUGAAAUAGUUGCAGACCAAGAUUGGCUACCUUCAGGCGGACUUUAUUCCAUGAUUGGCUCGCUGCGCGAAGUCACUCCCAUCGCCACACCUCUGCCUGCACCAGAUAGAAGUGUAACCGGCAGUCCUACGUCGAUCAUCCCUCCAAGGUCACCGUUCAAGGAUGCGCACGGGACACUCAAGGAUGUUUGGUUGAACGAGUUUGGGGAGCGAGUGGUCAACGGAAAAGUGGUCGGGCAGAUGCGGGCAGGCCGACGGCGAGCGCAAAGCCCUACGACUGUUGUUUCUGGCACAACGAGCGCUCCUCCUUCACAAAUGGUGUUUCGGCAGCGACAAGAAAUUACAGAAAUCCGUGAAGAGGAGAAGACCCAAAGACAAGCAACGACUCCGGCCUUUUUCUUUCAAUCCUUCCCAACAGCAGUACCGGGACGACGGCGCUCGCUCGAUCUCUCAGACCCUCUCAAGCUUAAUUUGUCCAUGCAGAAUGAGUCCGAAAUGUCGAAUCACACUCCGGACGUUUCCUUUCACACGGCGAACGAUUCAGUCGAAGAUACAUCGCUUCCGGUUCCUACCGCUGAAAGGGCAGACUUUCCCCUACUUAACACUGUGGCUCGAAAUGGCUCUGUUUUGCCAGCACCCCCGUCGCGGCCCAUUUCACGAUCGUCCUCCAUCCACGGUGUUGCGCUUCCCCCAAGUCCACUACCAAUUUCUCCUCUGUCCAGUCCUGCGGCUCCCGUUGCUGUGACACAUGUGCAGAGUAAGCUGAUCAAGCUCCAUGCGAACAAGAAAAAGUCUUGGCAGACGGUUUCGGCGACGCAAGCGGGCCUCGUAAUGGAACAGGACCGUGACAGGAACAGAUUACCAACCCCGACACAGACAUCUCCCUCGCUGCCACCUGCGGCACCGAUGUCGAUCGCUGCUCGUGCUGCAGCGCUGUUCAAGACGCCGCUGAUCCCUGACGAACGUCGACGAAACUCCAUCGGGAGUUAUGAAGACGAGGGAGGCGCCAUGUUGCGGUCAUUUUCUAUGCCCUCGUCGCCGGAUCUGUCCUGGCGUGCUGCUGCCGGGGAUCGCGUGCACAAUGGCAAGGGCAAAGCUGAUGAUGGUAAUGAUACAUCAAGCCAACCAUCCAUCGAGUCGCUGCCAGCGUCGCUGCAGUCGCUUCCUGUUUCAAUUCUCACUGUCUCAUCUUUAACACCUUCGGCGAUCAGCGAUCGCUCACAGGGCUCAAACAACUCCGUUGGUCACCACCGUCGCAAUAGCAGUCGCGGCUCGCUUAGAGGCUGCUCCUCCAGUGUCUUUGCAAGGGAGGUGCGCAUCCGAGGCUGGAGCGAGGUCGGCGAGAAAGCGCGAGGUUGGGUCGUCUUCCACAUCCGGAUCGUCACCAAGCAAGGUGUUGUCAUUGCGAACCAUAGACGAUUCAGCGCCUUUGUGUCCCUGCACAGACAGCUUUUGGAUGAGCGUCCCGAGUAUGCGCGCUUUCUUCCAGCUUUACCACCUCGGCGGACAGGCCUAUUGCACAAAUACGGCGCGAAACAUUUGGAGAACCGGAGAAAGAGCCUGCAGGAUUGGCUUGAGUCAGUGAUGCUAGAUGCGCGAUGGGCAGAGUGUACAUGUCUGCAGGAGUGGAUCUUAUGAUACAGUGCUAUUUGAUGCU
Tilletiaria anomala UBC 951 is the source of this 2436-nucleotide messenger RNA. RefSeq lists its product as uncharacterized. The transcript has a single exon. The coding region runs from base 408 to 2417 and encodes 669 amino acids. The record is from RefSeq and is a predicted model, not a curated record. NCBI's taxonomy places the organism in Eukaryota, Fungi, Basidiomycota, Exobasidiomycetes, Georgefischeriales, Tilletiariaceae. Gene Ontology annotation, molecular function: phosphatidylinositol-3-phosphate binding.